GAGAAGCCCUCUUGCAGGGUUUCCAUUGGCUCCGCCCUUUCUCCGCCGUUCCUUCCGGCUCCUUUCUCUGGGUUGCCUAUGGGCGAAUGUGAGACUUUUUGCACACAUUCGCAGUUUGCUGCGGCGCUUCCCUUCCCCCCUCCACUUUUAUUGUUUUUUUAAAUAGAAAAUAUUCAUUGAUGUCAUCGGGUGUAGAGGGAGGGAGAGGAACGAACCUCUAAUUUUCAUGCUGCAUGGGGGGAAAGUGAACGAGGGCGGUGGGCUUCUCUGUUUCUAUUUUAUUUUUAAAGUCUUAUUCUUUAAAGUGCUGGCUUCCAGUUCAAAGUUCACAAAACAUCGCUUACCCCUCCUCCCCCUAAAAAGUGCAGUAGGUUUUUCUCUUUUUUUAAAAUGCAAGAUGGCGGACUUGCACUGAAGAAGCAGAAAUGCAGAGGUCUCUAAAAGCUGCUUGCAAAAUAUUGCAAGGUAGGGAUUUGUUCGUUCUUUAAUAAUCUUCCGGGUGAGUGUUGCGGGAUGGCGAGAGGGGUGAGGGUGGGGGUGGCUGUCCCUACAGGCGUGAAAUGGCCAGCAGACUUUAAAAAGAAAUAAAUGAUGGGCUAAGUUACAAAAGCGUUUUCUUCUUCCAUCCAGCAGUCCCACAGUCAUCGCCUUCGAAGCUAGCACAUAAGAGAUGCAAGCUGGCCUCUCCUGUCCCUCAGAUCUUAAAAAAACACUCUCUUGGAGUCGUGGGGCGAUGAAAUGAGAAACCCUGUUUUCUGCUUGGUGGCCCUCUAUGUUAUUUUAAUUUUUGUGUGUGGCACUGUGUGAGAAAACGAGGGUUGCUCUAAUUAGGAGGAUAAAUCAUUUGGGGAAAUGUAACUAGAAAUAAUAAUAAAAGAAAACCACAUUGAAGUGAUGGCUCUCAUCGCAAAUGGAAAAUAAAUAUUAUUGUUGGUGGCAAUCUUUCAAUAUUUGUUGUGGCUUUCUGGUCAAUACUCCUGGCCUCUAUUGUUUGAGGGGUGCAUGUGGUGUUUUGGCUGUAUAGUUCUUCUGAAGGAGUUAGGAAACUGGGUAGCAGAGAGGUGAAGGUGGUAGUCAAAAUUUGGGCCCUGUGGUGAAAAAGAGAGAGCUUCUUAACUUAAAAAACAAAACAAAACAAAACCCCCAAAUCCUGUAAUGAUCCUUGGCAGUUCCAUUUCUCUCUGCAUUUGCCCUGAAAAAACACAGGGUGCAAUUAUUUUAUCUAGCACAGAUUGUACAGAUAACCGUGUGCGUGUGUAUAUUUUAGGUUGGGAGUAAGGGAGCUUUUUGUGUUUUUUACUUGCCCCUUACAACAUACAUUGAGGAGGGAGUGGCUCAUGGAGGGGGGAGCAUAGCUGUAUGUGUGUGUUCACCAACAGGCUACGGGGGAAAUUAAACCAGCCAAAUUAAAUGUGUCACAUUUGUGCUGCACCAUUCCUCCGGGGUGGAAUCUGGGGCGAUCUUGCAACAACCCCCUUGAGGGUGAGGUAAGCCUGGCUUGCUCAAGCGUAUUCAGCUUUAUGGGUAAGUAAGCAAGGAUUUGAACCUCUAAAUCUGACCUCCCAGCAUCUAGCCACUGUACGAAAGUGUACAGGAAUCGUAGGAUUUAGAGGCCCAGUUUGCAUGAACAAGUUACCCUCUUUGGUUAACUACUUGGAGGUUUGUGGAAUUGUGUGCAAGCCUGCAGAGCUCUCUUUCCUUUUGACUUGAAUUAAAUCUACACUACAGCACCAUUUGCACGGCGAGCACAUGAACAUUUUUAUUUUUCAGGCUGCCUAAUAUCUCUGCCCUUGUCGUUGUGCUAGAUGGUGAUGCUCCUCCUCCUGCCCCCAAGAACAGAUGGAUGUAGCGCUGGAGUCUCUAAGGAGACUUAAAAUAAGUUUAUAAUUGCAGACAAUCCCCUAGGCUUCCGAAAGAACACCUGAACUCAGCAAUAAGCGCUUUGCUGCUAGGGCUGGUUUAGCUUUUGGGGUUCCUUAGCUGCCUGCCCAGUCAGCUAAAACCUUUUAUCAUCUCUCGCCUUGAUUUUUUUCCUCUUCCCUUGUUGUGCGUUUGCCACUUCUUCCCAGAACUCUGUUGUCAGAUUCUCUUGCCUAACCCUCUCCGGACACCCCAUUCUGCCUUCCUGUCCCCUUCUUCAAGCAACACAGGAACCCCCUUAAAAAAACACAACAACAUAGGAGUCAGACCCAUUGGUCCAUCUGACUCUUGUUUACUCCAAGGUUACAUUGAGGCCAUACAAUUCAAAGCACUAUGGUAUCAUUUUAAAUAGUCAGGGCUUCCCCCCCAAGAAUUCUGGGAGCUGUAGUUAUGGGUGCUGAGAAUUGUUAGGAGACCCCUGUUCCCCCACCACCACAAAGCUACAGGUCCCAGAGUGUAAGAGUCUCCACAGGGAAUCUUAGGAAUUGUGGAUGCUUCUAAAGGGAGGUGUUAAAAAUGAGCACAUUCAAUGUACCCAAUAGCCUCAAAUCACUGGGCAUCCUUAAUCACUGUUUGAAUGAAAUGCUCUACUUUGCUUUGAUAUAAGUGGGUAGGCUCUAGAUCAGGGAUGGAGAACCUUUGGCCUUGCAGAUGUUUGUGGACUAUCUCUCCCAGCAUCCCUGACCAUUGGCUAUACUUGCUGGAGCAGCUGGGUGUUGUGGUUCAAUGACAUCUGAAGGGCCACAGGUUUCCCCUGUAUAGAGGAAGGAACACAGAUUGAAUAUUGGGCUUUGCUUGACCUCUGGGGCUACGCUGGACAUUUGCCAUGGAACUUGAUGGGAAAAGCACCCACCCACCCCACCUCCCCUAAUGGGUCUCUCAGAUUUCAACCAACCAUUGUGUUGUCAGAUGCAUCCAGUGCAAUAAAACAGAGGUAGGUAGCCGUGUUGGUCCGACACAGUCGAAAUAUAUAUAAAAAAUUGUCCAGUAGCACCUUAGAGACCAACUAAGUCUGUUCUUGGUAAAAGCUUUCGUGUGCAUCUGAAGAAGUGUGAAUCUGAAGAAGUGUGCAUGCACACAAAAGCUUAUACCAAGAACAAACUUAGUUGGUCUCUAAGGUGCUACUGGACAAUUAUUUUAUUAUUUUUUAAUAUAUAAAACAGAGUGCGAGCUUUGCAGUCUGGUAUCUCUAAAGUGGUACAGUGAAAUUAUCUAACCUGCAGGUCCUGAUUAGAUGAACUUAUGACAAUGGUUCCCAAUUGAUGGUGCGGACCCUAAGGAUUUAUUUUUUUUAGAUUUUAGUCUUUAAAAUAUCAAGUGGCAUAGAAAUGAAAUUAUUAAAAAUAAUAAGAAACACUUUGGUGGGCGGAGGGCAGGAAUGGCACCAUUGUGUGUGGCAACCACAACCUAGGUUUUUCAGCUGCCAUUUGGUGAUGAGCCUAUAUAUCUGAGUGUCUAACACGGCGUGUAACCCACCCAGGGGAACCACAUGGCACAUACCUGUCAACUGUCUGGGACAUCCUCUUUUGGGGGACAAUCACAGCACGCCCAAACAUGCAAAAUCGCAGCCAGACAUGCAUCUUGUGCGAGAUCGCGGUGCCCAAAAACCACAUGUGUUAUAUGACUAAGGCAGGCAUGCGGUCUGGAAAACGCACAGCCUAGUAUUGCACUGGGACAGGUUGGCAGGAAUGGUGGCACCAUUCACAUAACAAAAACUACCAACAUUUUCAAAAGCAGGGGGGAUCCGUGGCUUGGCUUUUGGAAAACGGGGUUCGCAGUACAAAACUCAUUGGGAACCACUGUUCUGUGACAUCCGUCUCCUGCCCCACAACAGAAAUCUAAUGAGAAUGCUUUGCUCAUCUGUUUGUGGAAUUAUCCUGAACCACUUCUCUUGACGGAAGGUUGGAAGAGAGAUAUGGAUGGUGGGUUCAGAGCCAUCACGUUGCCCAAAUUUAUGCCCUUCCUCCUGUUAGGGAAGGAACAAUAACUUGGCGUUAGAGCACUCAUUUUGCAUCUGUUUGUCGGCCACUUGUGACCAUGUAAAGAUGCCUGGGUGUCAGGAUGGGCCUGACAUCUCCACCAUCUGGAGGUGAUCCUUGGAUCUUUACUGUUUUUACACACCAAUACCUCAUCCUGUGGCAGGGACGCGGGUGGCGCUGUGCGUUAAACCACAGAGCCUAGGACUUGCCGGUCGGAAGGUCGGCAGUUCGAAUCCCCGCGACGGGGUGAGCUCCUGUUGCUCUGUCCCUGCUCCUGCCAAUCUAGCAGUUUGAAAGCACGUCCAAGUGCAAGUAGAUAAAUAGGUACCGCUCUGGCGGGAAGGCAAACGGCGUUUCCGUGCGCUGCUCUGGUUCGCCAGAAGCGGCUUAGUCAUGCUGGCCACAUGACCCGGAAGCUGUCUGUGGACCAACGGCGGCUCCCUCGGCCAAUAAAGCAAGAUGAGCGCUGCAACCCCAGAGUCGGUCACGACUGGACCUAAUGGUCAGGGGUUCCUUUACCUUUACCUAACCUCAUCCUGUAGAAGUUAUGUUUUAUCUGCACAGUCAGAAUGAAUUUCAGGAACCAAGAAGCUUUUCCUGUGCAGCCUAAACAGGAGCAGUGAACAACAUUAUAGUUAAUUGUUCUCGCUUGUCUUCACUUACCCCCAUCCUACUGCCCUGCCCACAGUUGUGAAGAAUAUUCUUAGGUUAUGAAUGAUCUGUGUCACCAUUAAGAAAAAGAGGUCGGAAUAGGCCAAUAUCUAUGAGGACUGUCCCUGGAUCAAGUGACUUUUCUUCUUUAAGUUCUCAAAAUUCUUAACUUAGCUCAAGGUUGUCGUCUGAACAGAUGUUUAGCUGAGAAUCCAUCACAGUCAGUCCACCAUUUGAAAAAUAAGACUUUAGAGCCAUCUUGCCCCAAAAUGGCAACUAGACAUCCAGUUUUGGUGACUGAAACCUUAGUUUAAGGCUCCUAGCUUUUAUAUCGUGAGUUUCUUAAAACUGUUUCCCCUCUCCUGCCUCCUCCCACCCCACCUCCAACUUCCAAAUUUCUUCCAGUAGCACCUUAGAGACCAACUAAGUUUGUUGUUGGUAUGAGCUUUUGUGUGCAUGCACACUUCUUCAGAUACACAGAUUCCAAAUUUCUAAAAUCAGAGCCUUAGUUUCAUGCAUAGGUAAAGGUUAAGAGAACCCUGACCAUUAGGUCCAGUCAUGGCCGACUCUGGGGUUGCGGCGCUCAUCUUGCUUUAUUGGCCAAGGGAGCCAGUGUAUAGCUUCUGGGUCAUGUGGCCAGCAUGACUAAGCUGCUUCUGCCGAACCAGAGCAGCGCACAGAAACGCCGUUUACCUUCCUGCCGGAGCAGUACCUAUAUAUGUACUUUCACUUUGACGCGCUUUCGAACUGCUAGGUUGGCAGGAGCAGGGACCGAGCAACGGGAGCUCACCCCGUCACGGGGAUUCAAACCGUCGACCUUCUGAUCGGCAAGUCCUAGGCUCUGUGGUUUAACCCACAGCACCACCCGCAUCCCUGGUUUCAUGCAUACAUCAGUCCAAAAACUGACCUGCAAACAGCGUCUAGUCGAUACAGAUUCAUAUUGAAAAGUACUAAGCAUCAUUUUCUGCAUAAGUAGAAAUUGUGACAAUUAGGAGUUUGGUCACUUUAUCUUGUGUAUUAACCAUUUGGUGGCGGUAGAGGAGUAAGGCUUUAGAAUAAAAAUUGGUGACUGGUUCUUGCAACCAAACCUGCAAAUGUUAUGAACGCACAGGGUAUUUUUUUUACUUUACUGUUCUGAUUCCUAUAUGUACUUAGCCUGGAGCAUAUGUGAAGAAGGCGUUUGCAGGAUGUUGAGCGGUACAACAGUGUGGUUUGGGGGAAAUGCCCUAAAUCAGUGUUUCUCAAAUUUGGGGUCUCCAGCUGUUUUUGGACUACAACUCCCAUCACCCCUAGCUAGCAAGAGCAGUGGUCAGGGAUGAUGGGAAUUGUAGUCCAAAAGGAGAAGAAGACCCAAGUUUGGGAAACAUGGCCCUAAAUUAUUUAUUUAGUCCAAGGACUACGUUACUUUCUAAGCAAACUUGCCAGCAGGGGCUUGGGCCAGACCAAAAGUAGGGGGAAGUAAUUAAUGUAAGAUUUCUCCUUGUGCACAAGGCUGGUUUCUACACCCACUCGCACACUGCUCACUAUCGGCUGUCCUGGCAACCCAAGAGGUCUUAUCAUUGUGUCAAGGACAGAUUCCAGCCAGACAAAGCAUUCAAGGAGGAUGCAGAGCAUAACAGAGCCGUUGCUUAAUGGUAGAACACAUCAUUUGCACUGGGUCAGUCUGCAGCAUCUCCAGGUAGGACUGGGAAGGACUAUGUGUCUGAAAUCUUAGAGAGCUGCUGCCAGUCAGUGCAGACAAUACUGGCCUAAAUGGCCCAUUGAUCUGGACUCUGCAUAAGGCAGCUUUCUGUGCUGCUAAUAUUAAUAAAACAGUAGCUAAAGAGUUGGAUCUGGACUUACGAGUACUGAUGAGAGAAAUAAUCUAUGCCUGGAUUUUUAUUUCAAUGAGUUCACAUUCUAUGUCCUUUUAAAUGUGUUUGUGUGAGGAGGGGUUAUUGGUUUGGUUGGUUUUUGUUUGUGUUUUGUAUUUUUAUGCUGCAAACCGCCCUGAGAUCUUCGGACUAAGUUCGGUAUACAGUUGUACCUUGGAUCUCGAAUGUCUCAGCUCCCGAAUGAUCAAAACCCAGAAGUGAGUGUUCCGGUUUCCAAACGUUUUUCUGGAAGCUGAACAUCCGACAGGGCUUCCAAUUAGCUGCAGGAGCUUCCUGCAGCCAAUCAGAAGCCGUACUUUGGUUUCCAAACAUUUUGGAAGUUGAAUGGGCUUCCGGAAUGGAUUCCGAGGUACGACUGUACAAAUGUAAUAAAUAAAUUAAAUAAAAAUACAUUAGGCAUACUUGGAGGUAGGUCUGUUGAAAUCAAGGGGGCGUUAGUCUACGGUUACCAGAUUUUUUUCAAUGAAUCCGGGGACACUUUUCAACUUCAAUAGAUUUUGCAUGGGGGCUGAUCUGUAAAUCCAGGGACUGUCCCUGGGAAACAGGAACAUCUGGUAACCUUACAUUAGUCCUGUUGAGUCAUCCCUGAAGCCCCAUUCAUUUCAGUGGGUCUGCUCUAAGUAUGGCCACGUUGGGCUCCAAUGCAAAAUCCAUAAAACAAAUACAACAAAUUGUAAUGCUAGGGAUGAACCGAAAUGGAUUGAAAGGGUCAGCAGGAAGAUAUAAUUCCAGAGGUGCAAGGGCAUUUGGUUUCACACAACGGAAGCAAUGCAUUUUAAAAUCUUUCUUUCUUUCUUUCUUUCUUUCUAAAUGCAGGUGGUAGACGCCGAAGUUAAGAAGCUGCUGCUUGUCCUUUUAUCCUUUGCACUGCAAGUCGCCGUCUUGCCUUGUUGCACUACAGAGAUGCUGCUAACGGGCUGAAUAAUGCUGAGAACCUGCCAUGUGAUGACAGAGAACCAAAAGCCAUUAUCGUAACACAAUCCUCCAGGAAGCUUGACUCGGAGCGGGAGCCGCGUCAACUCAAACCUGCCAAGUCUCUUUGCCGCAGCAGAAUGGCAAGUAAACGGAAAUCCACUACGCCCUGCAUGGUCUUAGCGAGUGAGACAGACCCAGACUUGGAGGUGGUCUCUGACGUGGAGGAAGGACCGGCUGCGAUCACGCCAGUGGGGAGCGUCUCGAGUGACGAAGACUCUCAAGAAUAUGCGGACUCGGACAAUCAGCCAAAAAAAAAAGUCGAAGGGGGUUAUGAAUGCAAGUACUGUACGUUCCAGACUCCAGAUCUCAAUAUGUUUACUUUCCACGUGGAUUCUGAGCACCCGACCAUCGUACUGAGCUCCUCCUACGUCUGUCUAGAGUGCAAAUUCGUCACCAAGAGGUAUGACGCCCUUUCGGAACACAAUAUGAAAUACCACCCCGGAGAGGAGAACUUUAAGCUCACCAUGGUGAAGCGUAACAACCAGACCAUCUUUGAGCAGACAGUGAACGAUCUCACUUUCGAUGGGAGUUUUGUCCAGGAGGAGAAAGCGGAGGAGUCGGAAGCUUCCGAGGGCCAUCUGUCGGGCAUCUCGAUCAGCAAAACCCCAAUUAUGAAAAGGAUGAAGAAUAAGAACGAAUCAAAGCGGAUCGCCGUGUUCCACAACGCAGCGGAGGAUGGUGCCGCGGAGGAGAAAGACGCCGAUUCGGACCCGGAGUGUGAGGAAAUCGUAGAGAAACCGGCUCCUGCCGUUUUGGACCCCAGCCCAAGUAAUUCACUGGCAGCAGAAACCAUUAGCACGGUUGUGAACCCCACCACAGUGAUCCAGCCUGCGCAGGUGAUUACUACCAUCACGUCUCCGCAGAACUCAAACUUGAUUUCUAAAGUCUUGAUCCCUAUCAAUAGCAUUCCGACCUAUAACACUGCUUUAGAUAACAACCCCCUCUUGCUCAACACCUACAACAAGUUCCCGUACCCAACCGUGUCUGAAAUCGCACUUCUAGCCACGCAAGCGAAAUACACCGAGGAGCAGAUCAAAAUCUGGUUCUCUGCCCAGCGCCUGAAGCACGGCGUCAGCUGGACGCCGGAGGAGGUGGAGGAAGCAAGGAGGAAGCAGUUCAAUGGCACCGUGCACACUGUCCCUCAGACCAUUACGGUCAUCCCAGCACACAUUUCGGCAGCCGGCAACGGCCUGCCGUCCAUUCUGCAGACCUGCCAAAUAGUUGGCCAGCCAGGCCUGGUGCUCACGCAAGUCACGGGCGCCGGCACGCUUCCGGUGACUGCCCCGAUCGCGUUGACGGUGGCCGGAGUCCCGAACCCGGCCCAGUUGCAGAAAGCGCAGGUGCAAGCGACUCAGCCCGUUACCGAAACCAAGCAGGUGGCUGCCAUCCCGGCCCCUCAGCUUACCAAAUCGGAGGUGGUGGCGGCGGCAAACGUGGACGUGGUCGGGGGACGUACGAAGAAGACCAAGGAGCAGCUGACGGCGCUGAAGAUCAGCUACCUGAAAAGCCACUUCCCUCUCGAUUCCGAGAUCAUUCGGCUCAUGAAAGCGACGGGCCUGACCAAAGGGGAGAUCAAGAAGUGGUUCAGUGACACCCGGUACAACCAGAGGAACUCGAAGCACAACCACUAUAACCAUCUCAACAACGACUCCUGCACCAUUGUGAUUGACUCGAGCGACGAGACGAACGAGCCCUCAGCGCUGGUGCAGCCGCAGCAGAAACAGUCGUGGAAUGCCUCUGACCUCAGCCCCCAGAAAUUUAAGGAGAAGACUGCCGAGCAGCUUCAGGUCCUCCAAGACAGUUUCCACAACAACCCUGCUCUUACAGAUGAUGAACUGAACAGGAUACGGUCGGAGACCAAGCUGACCAGGCGGGAGAUUGACGCUUGGUUUUCGGAACAGAAGAAACCUAACGUUCCGCAGGACGAAAGCGAGGAAUUGGCCGAAAGUAAUUCAGGAAGCUUGAAGGAAGCAUCUGCUGAGGCAUGUGGUGCAGAAGGAGCUGGAGCCCAGAAGUCGGGGAAGCUGUCUAAGAAGUCGCCGGAACAACUGCACAUGCUCAAAAUGUCCUUCGUCCGGACGCAGUGGCCAUCCGCGGAAGAAUACGACAAGUUGGCAGAAGAGACCAAGCUCCCCCGGACAGAAAUUGUUAGCUGGUUUGGAGACACGCGUUACGCCUGGAAAAAUGGCGGCUUGAAAUGGUACUACUACUACCAAGGGGCCAACGCAAGUGGUAUGAAUGGCCAAGGCUAUUCGAGGCGGAGGGGGAGAGGACGGCCAAAAGGCAGAGGGAGGGGAAGGCCCCGUGGGCGGCCGAGGGCCAACAAACGGAUCAGGCCUUGGGACAGGACGCCGAUCAUCAAAUUUAAAACUGGAAAAGCCAUCCUGAAGGAUUAUUACCUGAAACACAAAUUCCUUAACGAGCAGGACCUUGACGAGCUGGUGGCCAAAUCGCACAUGGGAUACGAGCAGGUCAGGGAGUGGUUUGCGGAAAAGCAGAGGAGAGCCGACUUAGGCCUUGAGUUGUUUGAGGAGGAAGAUGACGAGGAGGAGACAUUGGAAGAGCAGGACGACGAAGACGAAGGUGAGGCUGAGGAGGACGAAGAAACAGACGACAGCGACAACUGGGAGCCUCCUCGACACGUUCGACGUAAGCUCUCAAAAUCGGACUGAGGUUCCAGUUCUUUGGUCGUGGGACGUGGCUGUGUGGUGCCAAAUGAUUGACGCUGUCCCUCCAGUCCUGGUGGCCCCUAUAGAUUCCCUCCACUUUUGGAAGGGGGGAAAUGAGUCAUUGACUCCUGUAGCAAUCGCCUAUUUGCUCCUUGGUUGGCUGAAGUGAACAAGCAGUUCCGGGAUUUGGAAUUUACAAAUUUGGCUCUCCUCCACAUCUCUGCUGGCGAGGCUGCACCACAUAAGGGACUGUUGGUUUAAUGGCCUUAUGUUUGAUUCCAAAAAUCCUUUAAGGGUGCAGAUGAUUUUUUUAAAAAAUAAAAUAAAAUAAAGAAUCCUCUUAACCACAGUAGGAAAAUUAACUGCAAAACGAUGUUUGAAAAACGUGCUUCGUGUUGCAAAACUGCAUGUCUAUUUUCCUUCCUCUGAGCAGAAGGACAACUUUAUUUUAUUUUCCAGAGAAAAACAAGAUGGGUUGGGGGUAAAGGAUACCAAAGGGCAAAUAGCAGCAAAAGCCUGUGAGGAUGGCUUGCAGUUUUUGUGUGUUUUCUUAGGACAAUAGAGGAAAAGGAGUACCUUUGUUACAUCCGAAGCCUGUGUGCUAGGUUUACAGAAGUCCUAUUGAAUGUGUCUCUCUAGCUGUGUUCAGGGAGCUUGGGUUGGAAAUAUGCUUUUAUAUUAAAACUAAUCAGUGUAUAUCAUAUUUAAAUACUAGAUACGAUUAAUGCAGCCAAUACCAAAACUUGUC
Molecule: messenger RNA, 10816 nt
Organism: Podarcis lilfordi (Lilford's wall lizard)
Lineage: Eukaryota; Metazoa; Chordata; Lepidosauria; Squamata; Lacertidae
Source: the annotation of a GenBank genome assembly